GGCUGUUCAAGUGAGACUUUCAGUUUCCAUUUCCCUGCUCGGUCCAUCACCCUAGAGGCUGCUUCUCCUUAUGACUCAGAUGUGCAGCUGGUGGCUGGAUCUACACAGCUAAGGCCAUCUGGGUCCUGCUUGAGCACAUCCAGGGCGAGAAUCCUUGCCUGAGCAUCCAGUGAGCUGUAAGGAAAAUCUCUCACAGAUCCCGUGACAGGUGCCAAGGAUCCAGAAGUUCUCAUGGCCUCUCGAGAGAGCAGACAAUUCAUCAAGGAAGCCCCUGGGCAUCUCCAGGACACGGCAGGCAGAGAUGACCUGCAUCGCCUAGUGACUGAAGAUGGAGCCUGGGAGGCAUUCGUAUCUAAGGCCAAAUUGCCCAGGGAUGAGGCACUUGCACUGCACAAAGUGCUGAGGGACCUGACUGCGCUCUCGGCCCAAGCAGACAGAGACAGACUUCAAAAAGACCUGCAGUGCAGGAAGAAGCUUUGGAAAGCAUUUCCUCACUUGAGAGCAGAGGCACAGAAGCGCAUCGUGCAGCUCCGUGUCCUGGCUGACCACGCUGAGGAGGUGCACAGGGGCUGCGUCAUCUCCAAUUUAGUGGCUGACUCCUUCAGUACUGCCUCUGACAUCCUGGGCCUCCUUGGUCUGUUUCUGUCUCCGGUGACGGCAGAGGGCAGUCUGAUGCUCUCAGCAACUGGGUUGGGCCUGGGGGUAGCAGCUACUGUGACUAGUGUUGCUACUUCCAUUGUGGAGGAAACAAGGCUUUUGGAUGAAGUGGAAGCCGGUCACCAAGCUUCAACUGUCAUGGAAGUAUUGGAGGCUGGAACAACCAUGGCUAGGAUUACCAGCAAGUUACCUCAGGCUGCCAAAGAUAUCACCGAAGACCUCGAAGCCCUUGAGCAGCACAUGGAUGCCCUCAGGCUGGUUAGAGCCAACCCUCACUUAGAGGAAGAUGCCAGGAUCCUCGCCACCACCGGAAGGAUCUCAUCCCAACGUGCUAGACGUGUGCAGACUGCUUUGAAAGGAACCCCUCUGGUGAUGAGCAAUGAAGCCCGGAUCAGGAGUGCCACCACUGCCGGUGUGUCUCUCUUGAAAGAUGUUGACAGCCUUGUGAAAAAGUCAAAGCAUUUGUACGAAGGGACACCGUCAGAGGCAGCUGAAGUACUCAGGAAGCUGGCUCAGGAGCUGGAGGAGAAGUUGAAGAAGCUCACCAAAUUCUAUGAGACACUCUGUUCAGGCUCCAACUAGUCAACCCAACCCCCAAGACAUGCUGAGGUCAGGGGAAAGGAACUGGACAGGGAUGGGGACAGUGAGAGGGGGGAACAAGUGAUCGGUCAAGUCCAUGGGACAGAGAUCCAGGCCUAUGGCUGAUCACGGCAGGUUAGUGUGCAUAGCAGUGGGCAAAUGAGUCCAACUGGAGCCUGAGACAGGGAAUGGAGGAUGUGCCAAAGAUGAAUUGGAGAGAAGGGCUCCUGGACUAACUGUGGAAGAAGCCCGUUAUCAGAAAGACUGGACAGCUCUCCCCAUCUCAGCUAUAGGAAACAAAGCAUGGCAGAAAAGAACCCACAAAACAGAAACGCAAGAGAAGGUGUGUGCUAUGUAAAUAAGCCGAGACCCCCAGCCCUGUGCUUCAGAGCCUGUGCCUUGCAGAGUCCCCAGUCCACUCCCAUCCUCAGGCAGGUCCUCAUCCCCUAAAUAAACUGCUUUUACUGACUUCCUCA
Cricetulus griseus (Chinese hamster) is the source of this 1712-nucleotide messenger RNA. Lineage: Eukaryota; Metazoa; Chordata; Mammalia; Rodentia; Cricetidae. The record is from RefSeq and is a predicted model, not a curated record.